Molecule: messenger RNA, 2040 nt
Organism: Lutzomyia longipalpis
Lineage: Eukaryota; Metazoa; Arthropoda; Insecta; Diptera; Psychodidae
Gene: Arp5
Product: actin-related protein 5
Exons: 4
Coding region: 61-2040 (659 amino acids)
Biological process (GO): regulation of DNA-templated transcription
Cellular component (GO): cytoplasm; Ino80 complex
Source: RefSeq, a predicted model, not a curated record
UCGAGGGGUUUCACACCUGAUUGUUUUGAUUGAAGCCGGCUUUGUGAAAAUUCGUGAAAAAUGAGUGUUUUUACGCUGAAAGACGCGAAAAUUGUGCCAGAUAUUGUACAUGAGUACUCCCCGAAGAUUAAGGGGACUUCUGUUCCACUUGUAAUUGACAAUGGAUCAUACCAGUGUCGUGCUGGAUGGGCUUGCAAUACCCAACCAUCAUUGGUAUUUCGCAAUUUAAUUGCUAAACCCCGGAAGGAUAGGAAUAAGAAGGAUGGGGAAGUUCCUGUAACGCCGGUGGUACAGAUUGGGAAUGAUAUUGUGAACAUUGAGGCUCUUCGCUUCCAACUGAGGACUCAAUUUGAUCGCAAUGUCAUCACACACUUCCACAUUCAAGAACAAAUCUUCGAUUACAUCUUCACUCAUCUGGGAAUCGAUACUGAGGGAAGAGUUGAGCAUCCUAUCGUACUCACGGAGUGUUUUGUGAAUCCCAACAGCUGCAGGCAAUUAAUGUCGGAAUUGCUUUUUGAGUGCUACGACGUCCCAUCUGUUUGCUACGGUGUGGAUUCUCUCUUUAGCGUCCGGGAGAAUCAGCCGGGUGUGGAUUACGCUCUUGUGGUCUCCUUUGGACAUCACACUACUCACGUUAUGCCCAUAGUGAAGGGCUUUGCACUUCCGGAUAAGACAAGAAGAAUCAAUCUUGGAGGUUUCAACAUUCUUGCCUUCCUCCAUCGUGUCCUUCAGCUAAAGUAUCCCGUUCACGUGAAUGCCAUCACACUGAGUCGAGCUGAGGAGCUUCUACAUGAUCACUGUUCCAUUGCCUGUGACUACAUGGAAAUGCUGAAAAAUUGGGCAACGCUGGAUUACUACGAGAGCAAUGUGCGGAAGAUUCAGUUACCCUUCACUCAAUCCAAUCCCACUACGUAUCUUCUCACAGCAGAGCAGCGAAUGGAGAAGAAGCGUGAACUUGCCCGAAGGCUGUCGGAAUUGAAUGCUCGACGUAGGGAGGAACAGCAGGCUGAGGAUCAGGAACUUCUUGCGCGUCUUCUGGAAAUUAAAGAGCUCUAUCGCGAAGACAGGGAAGGCUUCGAUUAUGCCCUGCUUGAAUUUCAGAUGAAAGGCAUGCAGGAGCUGCAGAAAAUGAUUCGCACGCUCACGGCAAGAGUGGAAAGGUGCAAACAGAGAAUGGCAGCACAACAGGAAGCAGCUGUUGCACCACCACCUGAGGAGAAAGUCCCUCAUCCACCUGCUGGGCUCACUGUGGAGGAUUGGGUGAAGCAGGUGAAGCAACAGCGAGAAACUCUGCUAGAGAAGCGUCAAGUACGUCGCCAGAGACGUCACGAUCUGGCAAAGAGACACACUGUGGCUGCUCAGGAGAGAAUGCGAAUAAUCUCAUUGUUGGCACGCAAAGAGAAGGGCACAGAUGAUUUUGGGAUGCGCGAUGAGGAUUGGGAUAUCUACAAGACAAUCAGCCGUGAGGGCGGAGACUCCGACAGUGAGAUUGAGAAUGAAAAGCUCGUGGAAUACGAAGACAUUCUCCGGCAUCAUGAUCCCACAUUCACCAUUGAGGAGCCACAGGCAGGGAAUCACAGUGGCACUGCUGAGUAUCAUCAGUUGCACCUGGGCGUUGAGAUUCACCGAGCCCCUGAAAUUCUCUUCCAACCGAGUAUGAUUGGAAGCAUGGAGGCAGGAUUGGCGGAAACAAUUGAUUUUGUGCUGAAACUCUUUCCGGCCGAAGAGCAACUCUUGCUGGCCAACAAUGUCUUCCUCACGGGUAGCUGUGCCAAAUUCCCAGGGCUCAAGGAGAGACUUUCGCGGGAAUUGCUGGAAAUGCGACCCUUCCAGACACCCCAUAAGAUCACCCUGGCCCAGAAUCCCGCCUUGGAUGCAUGGCUGGGUGCGAGGAAUUUCUCACAGCAGGAUGACUUUGCCAGGAACAGUGUGACAAAGAGGGAAUAUGAGGAGUUUGGGGGAGAAUAUUUAAAGGAGCACGUGGCUAGUAAUCGAUACUUUCCAACUCCGGCGGUUCCUGUAAUUGAACUCAAUGAAUAA